Molecule: messenger RNA, 648 nt
Organism: Fusarium redolens
Lineage: Eukaryota; Fungi; Ascomycota; Sordariomycetes; Hypocreales; Nectriaceae
Exons: 3
Coding region: 1-648 (215 amino acids)
Source: RefSeq, a predicted model, not a curated record
AUGCUAUCGCUAAGUUAUCAAUCGCUAGACGACUUCACUGGUCUUUCUGCCGUCAGGGAAGCAGUUGCCCGUGGUGACACGGGGCUCCUGAUCCAUGAUCUCCCUCCCUUGAUACGAGAGCUACCUUUCAAGGACAUUCCUCAAGGUUACAAAGCACAAAAGAACGAUGAUGCCAAUGCGGCGGCCGUCGUCUUGAUGAAAACAUUGCAUGGAUUCUCGCAUUCUGUCUUCAAGACACUCAGCCACGUGGCCGAGUUGCCAUGGGAAAAAUAUCUUGGUGAGAUGCAUGAAUUCCUGGCUCCGGGUAAAGAUGAACUUCGAAUUGUCUCACCUGAUCAGCCCGUGGCGAAUGAGUGGUCGACCUUGAGCAUCACAUUAAAUACGUCUUGUCCAGAGAAAGCUUUGGUUACUUUCGGGACUGCUUUGUCCGUUUUUACUCAAGGAAUGACACCAGAGCCUCCUGGAUCGUCUAUUGAUCUUAUGGAGCUGUCUAAUUCAAGCGCUUGGCCCCAGGGAGAUUGGGUUGUUUACUAUGUGCGACCCAACAAUGGUGUGUUUUAUACUCGAACAGCUGGUGCCCUUAUGACGCCAUUGAGUACAGAAGAUUAUGAUCAGAGGAAGAGGGUUCAGGAUUUGAAGCUGGUGUAA